AUGGUAUUGGAGAUUAUGGUUGCUAACUCUUUUACUUCUGUACAACCAGCUUGUCACGAGGAUGAAAGCUUUGCCUUGAUGCAGUUCAAGGAUAGCUUUGCCAUUCACAAAUCUGCUUCUCUAUGUGAUCCCAAGGUUCUACAAUGGAAAUCUCAUGGAGUAAAUUCAAACAAUUGCUGCUCAUGGGAUGGAGUCCAAUGUGAUGGCAAGACUGGUCAUGUGAUUGGACUCGAUCUUAGUAGUAGCUGUUUAUCUGGCUCUAUAAACUCCAAUAGCACCCUUUUCAAUCUUGUUCAUCUUCAAAGCUUGAACCUCGCUGGUAAUAACUUCAAUUACUUUGAAAUUCGUGUUUCUGUUGGUCAACUUAUGAGCCUCACUUAUCUCAACCUUUCUGGCUCUGCUUUUUCGGGACAAAUUCCUUUAGAAAUUUCAAACCUGUUUAAGCUAUCACACCUUGACCUGUCUUUCAACUAUGAUGAAAUUGCCAGAACGAAGCUUUUGAAACUUCAAAGUCCCAAUAUGAGUACCCUGCUACAGAAUUUGACUAGCUUGGAAGUACUCGAUCUCAGUGAAGUAGAGAUAUCAUCCAUGGUACCUGAUUUUCUUGCAAAUUUUACUUCUUUCACAUCUAUAAUUCUUUAUGAUUAUGGGCUGAAGGGUGAAUUUCCUGCAGCCAUUUUUCAGUUGCCAAAUCUAAGAAUUCUAGAUGUAGGUGCCAAUGGCAAUCUCAAGGGUUGUUUUCCUAAAUUCCACAAUAAAAGUCCUCUUAGAGAAUUGAGACUUGGUGGAAGUGGUUUUUCUGGAAGCGUACCUUCUUCAAUCUAA
Molecule: messenger RNA, 825 nt
Organism: Ziziphus jujuba (common jujube)
Lineage: Eukaryota; Viridiplantae; Streptophyta; Magnoliopsida; Rosales; Rhamnaceae
Product: receptor-like protein 7
Exons: 1
Coding region: 1-825 (274 amino acids)
Molecular function (GO): protein binding
Source: RefSeq, a predicted model, not a curated record